UAUUACAAGAACUCAUCUGUAGCUUUGGAGCUAGCUUGGCAGUUGGUUGUUUUCCUGAUAGCCGCCCGGGGUUCCCACUUGUCGUCACCGCUGAACUCCAUCGCUGCAAAAUCGAUUACCACAGCGGCUCACCGGGCAGAAAAUAAGUUCCAGAUGGAUCAACAGGAUCAACCCUAUAUGUUUGCCAGUCUCACACGGCCGCAUUCGGAACAGUUGCUGCAAGGCCUUCAGCUCUUGCGGCAGGAUCACGAACUAUGUGACAUUGUGCUCCGUGUGGGUGACGCCAAGAUCCAUGCCCACAAAGUAGUGCUGGCCAGCAUCAGCCCAUACUUCAAGGCCAUGUUCACGGGUAACCUGUCCGAAAAGGAGACGGCUGAAGUUGAAUUCCAAUGCAUUGACGAGACAGCAUUGCAGGCCAUUGUUGAGUAUGCUUACACUGGCACAGUAUUUAUCUCCCAGGAAACUGUGGAAUCCCUGCUACCAGCAGCCAACCUCCUCCAGGUCAAGCUCGUACUAAAGGAGUGCUGCUCCUUCUUAGAGAGUCAGCUGGAUGCUGGGAACUGUAUCGGCAUCUCCCGUUUUGCAGAGACAUAUGGCUGCCAUGAUUUGUGCCUGGCUGCAACUAAGUUCAUCUGUGAGAAUUUUGAAGACGUUUGUCAGACCGAGGAGUUUUUUGAACUAACAAGGGCAGAGUUGGAUGAAAUAGUAUCUAAUGACUGCCUUAAAGUGGUGACAGAAGAGACUGUAUUUUAUGCCUUGGAGUCAUGGAUUAAAUAUGAUGUAACUGAACGACAACAGCAUUUAGCUCAGUUGCUGCACUGUGUGCGCCUUCCGCUCCUCAGCGUCAAAUUUCUGACUCGUUUAUAUGAAGCAAACCAUCUUAUACGAGAUGACCACGCGUGCAAGCACCUGCUCAAUGAGGCCCUCAAAUAUCAUUUUAUGCCUGAGCACCGACUGUCGUAUCAAACUGUCCUGUCUGCACGACCCAGGUGUGCCCCAAAGGUGCUGCUGGCAGUAGGAGGCAAGGCUGGACUGUUUGCCACAUUAGAAAGCAUGGAGAUGUAUUUCCCUCAGACAGACUCAUGGAUAGGUCUAGCCCCACUCAGCGUACCCAGAUACGAGUUUGGAGUGGCAGUUCUUGACCACAAGGUGUACGUGGUGGGAGGCAUCGCAACACAUAUGCGUCAGGGCAUUAGUUACAGGAGACAUGAAAGCUCAGUGGAAAGCUGGGACCCGGAAAGCAACACCUGGUCUUCAGUCGAGCACAUGGCCGAAUGUCGCAGUACACUUGGGGUGGUGGUCCUUGCUGGAGAGCUAUAUGCACUAGGAGGCUACGAUGGCCAAUAUUACCUCCAGUCCGGGGAAAAAUACGUCCCCAAGUUGAAGGAGUGGCAGCCUGUAGCACCCAUGACCAAGUCUCGCAGCUGCUUUGCCACCGCUGUGCUGGAUGGCAUGGUGUAUGCCAUUGGGGGAUAUGGACCUGCGCACAUGAACAGUGUGGAGCGGUACGAUCCGAGCAAGGAUGCCUGGGAAAUGGUAGCCCCCAUGGCAGACAAGAGGAUCAACUUUGGUGUUGGCGUCAUGCUUGGCUUCGUAUUUGUGGUGGGGGGACACAAUGGAGUCUCUCACCUGUCCAGCAUCGAGAGGUAUGAUCCGCAUCAAAACCAGUGGACAGCCUGUCGACCAAUGAAUGAUCCACGCACUGGUGUGGGCUCGGCUAUUGUGGACAAUUACCUGUAUGUGGUGGGAGGUCACUCGGGAUCCUCUUACCUGAACACUGUCCAACGCUACGAUCCCAUUUCAGACAGUUGGUUGGACUCCAGCGGCAUGAUGUACUGUCGCUGUAACUUUGGUCUGACUUCCCUUUGACCCAUGGCCCAGCCAGCUAGCACUUAAUGAGACCCCUAAUUAGACAUGAAGACACCCCCCUCUCCCUCCAUUCAUCCUCCUGGUGCAAAGGAGUGCAAAACACCAGCAAGAGAGGCUGUGGAGGACGAGGACGUGGAUGGAUGGACGGACGGAUGGAUGGCCAUGGGGGGAGGUGUAGGCUGCAAACAUGAUUAAGAGCUUCACUCUUCUGCGGAUGAAAAUGUCUGAUGAUCGGUUGUCUGCUCUCAUGGCCACAAAAGAGACGACUGCUCUGUCUGCUGGACCACAAUGAGGACUAGGAGCCAUUUCCCCAGAGGACUGUGGGAGAAACCUGUCACUUUUCUUUGAAUAUUUAGUUACUUUGACCAUUUUUUUUCUUCCAUGCCUUGUAACACUUAAAUCUUUUUCUAAUUUCCCUUGCUGCAACACAAGGACCAUGUGUUCAACGUCUGGAGAACACCGUAGUUUUCUUGUGAAUACAUGUUUGUUAGCCGUAUAGAUGGGUGUGUGACAGUGUGUAUGCUCGAGCGGUAUGUGCAUGUCGGAUAGCAUUGUUUUUGUUUGGUGUCUGCAUGCAGAACGGAUGCUCGUGCCUGAUGACACGAGGUUCUGCAACACAAUAUGUGCGUCACAAAAUGAGGACUUAGAAUAUUUUUUUUUCCACAAGGGCUGCCUUUCUUUCUUGUGUAAAUAGUCCAAAUUCAAUAUAUAGAUAUAAGUAUAUCCUUAAUGCAUCGCCCUGUAAAUGUAAAAACCACACUGGGUUGUGUCUGUAUGUAUGUGGAUGAGGAGGUGAGGAAUUCUGAAGUCAACCUCUCGUCUGCGUCAUUGUCUGGUUUUGCCUCUGUUGUGUCUUUCAGGGCAUGUAGUGCACUCACUCUUCUUUUUGUCGAACCUGACCCUCUUUGCACCCUUUGGUCUGUCUGCAAUGCCAACUGGUGCUAUUUUUAGGAUUCAACUGCAGAUCUGUGUUGCCUCACACAACUGGGUCAACCGCUGUCUGCUUCAUGGCUGUCUUAGGUGUUCAUUUGUUAAAACACACGCACCACACCGUACAAAGAUGAAAAGCGCGCACACCAUCGCUCAUAUUUUAUGUGAGAUUUAUUUAUUUUUUGCAUUUUAUCCAGAAGCCAUGUACCCAGAAUCAAUGGCUCAGAUGUAGGUUAAAUGUAUUAUUCAUGCCAACAAAACUUUGGUCACAAUCCCAACAAGUGCCAAAGCAUUAUGCAUCUUUGGUGCAACACCUGAUCAACCCCUCCGCCACCCUACCAUACCGGCAAAGAAAUUUCUUGUGUGCCACAAUGUCAAGAUUAUUAUUAAUUCUAUUUUGUGGCAUUAAUGCUGUCAAACAGCAUGCUGACUGGCGGACAAAAUAUUGAAGGAUAAUGGAAGUCUAUGGAAUGGAAGUGUAGAUUAUGUUGGCACUUACCAAACUCUAUGGUACAUAUUGUAAGUUGUACAUUAUGUUUUAAUGUAGGCUAGCGGGAUUUAGAUCAUGCAAUAAGACUUCCUGUUAGAGUUGUGUCUCUCUUUAAAAAGCCAAGGCGAUUUAUUGCUGUAACAGAGCAUGUGUUUAACACUUGUGGCCGCUCAUGUUGUUGUACGACUUAAACACCACAUGGUGUUGCUGACCUUUGGCCUCAUCAUGAUGUCCAUGUUUUAUUUUGUUUAUAUGAAUGUUAAAUUUAGGUUAUGUUUAGCUCCAGGUCGAUUCAAAUGGAUUGUUCCAAAUACUAUAAUCACAUUUUUGGCAUAUGAGCUACUGUUUAAGUAGCUGGUAGAUUCCCACUUCCACAUUGGCCCCGUGCUUUAAUAAGCUAGAAUUAACCAUUACUUCUGUGACCUGUUCAAACCAGUAGAAAUUUAAGUUUCACCCUUGCAAACUGAUAAGGGUUUUGUUUAAACUGUUUAUUUAAAAAAAGUUUUUAAAUUUUGUGUAAUAUUUAAAACAAAUGUGAAUGAAUGAAAUAUUUAUGUUUUUGUUUCAUGUUCUGUAACUUUGUCUUUUCUUUUUUUUUUGCUCCCUUCCUGAGGGUGCAGCACAAAUCACGCAGGCGUAAUUUUGUGCUGCUGCCAUGAUACAUUUGUGUUUUUGGUUUUUUUUAAGUGUACGCCAACUGCUUUUUGAGAAAGGCUAACGAAAAAUCUGCAAACGUGAAUCUGCAAAAAGAAAAUGGAAGCUAAACGUGAGUUUAUACGUAUGUUCUCUUGUGGCCUAACUAAUGCCAUUGCCACCACUCUUACCAAAGUGCUUGUUCAAAGAAAUCCAGUCCACUCGUAUGCGGUUUGUCUGGAGGUAAAGAAAACCCUUUGAAACUGAUGUCAAUGCUAGCCAAAUGACCACUCUGCUUUUUUUUUCCAUGUCCCAUUUGUACACCUGGAGUGAGGUGAUGAUCUUGAACUUUAGUAUCCUGUGGAUGAAUACUGGAUGUACAAUCUAACCCUCAAAACCGUAGCCUUCCAUGUUUGAUUGAAAUCCAUUUUGCAUAAUAGUCUGUCUGUGAGGUGCAGUUGUACCCAGUUUUAAAAUAAAUGCCUGCCUUAAAAGGUACAGUCUGCUUUUCUCAUAUAAAAAUGUUUAUGUAUCACCAAAUACGGACGGUAUGCGAAAUGGGCCAUGCAAGCAUGCAUAAAUAACACUUUUAUAAGAUAAUUUGCUUCGAAUGUAAUUCCAAGAUGACCAGGAUGCUUUCACUAAAGGGUGUGAGUUUCUCUUCUGCAUGUGCAGGAGUGAUGCAUUCGCUUGUCAGUGGCACAGC
Molecule: messenger RNA, 4628 nt
Organism: Doryrhamphus excisus (bluestripe pipefish)
Lineage: Eukaryota; Metazoa; Chordata; Actinopteri; Syngnathiformes; Syngnathidae
Gene: klhl28
Product: kelch like family member 28
Molecular function (GO): protein binding
Source: RefSeq, a predicted model, not a curated record